This is a messenger RNA of Populus trichocarpa (black cottonwood), 2114 nucleotides long. RefSeq names its product putative E3 ubiquitin-protein ligase RING1a. NCBI's taxonomy places the organism in Eukaryota, Viridiplantae, Streptophyta, Magnoliopsida, Malpighiales, Salicaceae. The record is from RefSeq and is a predicted model, not a curated record. Bases 176 to 1414 code for a protein of 412 amino acids. The transcript is spliced from 8 exons.
ACAAAAAAAAGGCAACAAAGCUCUCACUCUCCCAUCUUCUUCUUCGUUUCUCUUUCUUAACAACAUCAUCAUACACACAAGCAGCAGCAGACACACCAAAAAUAUAUGUAUGUAUAUUUGACGGCACAGCAAAAUCUCAUAUUUACAGAGCGACACACAAGAGAAGCAUCCAUCAAUGCCUGCCCACGCCUCGGCUUCUUCACCGGACAACAUUAAUCCCGACAAUGAACAACAACAAGGUGAAGAGCAAGAGCAAGAGCAAGAGCAAGAACAUCAUCAUCAACAGCAACGACAAGACUUGUCUGAGCUAUCUCCUCCUCUACAAAACGGGCAUCCAACUGACCAGGAACAGCAGCACCAUCAAAAUGGUCAGCAUCAAGAACUAGAAGAGGAGGAGGAGGAAGUAGACAAGAAAGAAGAAGCAGAAGUUCAAGAAGAAGAAGAAGAAGAUUAUGAAGUAAAGGAAGAGGAAGGAGAAGAGGAAGGGGGAGGAGGAGGAGGCGGAGGAGAAGGGAAAGAAGAAUCUGAUGGAACCCAGUCGUCUUCUUCUUCCAGUUCUGAAAAUGAGGAAAAGCCCGAAUUUGUCUUUGUGGAACUGCUGGACAUUCGUAAAGAUGUGCAGUGUCCAAUAUGUUUAGGGAUCAUAAAGAAAACACGAACUGUAAUGGAAUGCCUGCACCGUUUUUGCAGGGAAUGCAUUGAUAAAUCAAUGCGAAUGGGGAACAAUGAAUGCCCUGCUUGCCGCACACAUUGUGCAAGUCGGCGAUCCUUGAGAGAUGAUCCAAACUAUGAUGCCCUAAUUGCAGCCUUAUAUCCAGACAUUGAUAAGUAUGAGGAAGAGGAAUUGGCUUUUCAUGAAGAGGAAAGGACUCGGAACAAGCAGAUUCAAGCUUCAAUCGCUCAAAUAAUUCAAAGACAGUCAGAAGCACUGGUUAAGAGACGCACGCUGGGUAAAGAAUCAACUUUCAUGACACGAUCACAGAGAACACAUCGGCCUAUUUCAAGGAGGCGACGGAACAGUCGAGGCAGUGAUUUUCAAGGAUAUGAAGACAUUGAGGAUGAAAAUGAUGACAAUAUAGGCAAGGACUCGUCUUCCACUGAUGACCGCUCUACAGAAGUUAGGCAGAGGAGGCGCAAGAGACAGCGGACCUCCCAGCCCUCUUCUUCAGCUGUGAAUUCAGAGGGUGGAUGUGCUGAAAACGAUUUAGAUUCAAAUAGAGAAAACAGGGGAUUAUCUCCAGGGCUUGUGUGGAACACAGAAAUGCUUGCUUGGGGCAGGGGCGGUACUCGGAGUCAUACAAGACAUGGUAAUCCUAGUGGUUGCAACAAUAAGAAUUCACGAAAUACUCGCUUAUCCAAGCUGGUAGAAUAUCUCAGGAGCUUAGAUGAGAAAAAUGAUGAGGCUAGAGUUUAGAAAAUUGGGAUUUUCAUGAUGGACUUCAUCGAUGAACAAAUCUGGGGUUUCUAGUUCUAAGGAUGUGCAAAUACGUAUUAUUGAUAAAGGGAGGUCUGACUUGAAGCUUUGGCUGCCAGAAUUCACAGGGAUUUAGGGUUUUGAAAAACUUGAUUGAAUGUUUCAACUUUAAGAGAAGGGUAAGGUAAAUAUAUAGGUGUUCAGAAGAUUUGGUAGUGUAACGAUGGGAAGGGUUUGGAAUGAAUGAAAUUUUAAUGUCAAGUAGCUAUGAAAAGCAAUAUGAUGUACUGUAGCAACAGGAGGAGUUCGAUGUUUUGAACUAGGUAUUAUCAAUAGGAGGUUAACUAACAUAGAUCCAAAGAGAAUAACUCCUUACAAAGUGCCCUAAAUGUAUGUGGUAGUUGCAAAGCUGCAGAUCUGUCACUGCUUACAAGAUAGUCUAUAACUCAAAAGAACAACAACUAAAAACCGAUCAAAAUGUUAAUUGACAAGGACAUGAAAUUACACAGCAACAAUUGCUUUUCCAGUGGACAAAGUUGUAUAAAUUCUUAAAAAUGUCAAUAAUAAUUUCAAUAUCUGAUUGAAUUAAGUACUUGUUUUUGUAGUUUCUAGCUUUCAUCUACCACUGAAUUAUCUAGUUAGUGUCUCAAACCCCUUGAGCCCCUUUUGCCAUUUCUUCCCAUGUAUUUGUGCAUCCUGU